UGAAAUUGUAGUCAUUUUUUGAAAAGAAAUCAAGGAAAGUAGCAAUAAAACUUAUUUCAAACAUUCCACAGACUAAAUUUUAAAAAAUUCCAAAAUGUUUACUACCGAAGUCAAGUCCCGUCUACCACAAUCCCAGCUUAAUUCUGCAAGAAAUUCCAAAAAAUUACUAAAUAAUGGACAAACAGUAAUGGCCUCUAAAAUGAAAAAUGGAAUUACAAUUUCGGCACAAAGCAAAUCUAAAUAUACACUUUCAAGAAACUCAAAAGUAGAGACUUCUAACCAGUCAUUAGUUAGUAAAAUAACAAUAGCGAAAAGAGAUAACAGAAAUACGCAACCGUUAAGAAAAUCAAAUAUACCUAUAACUUCAGUAAUUAAACCUCGGCCAGUCAGUAAAGUCCUAAUGACUUCCCGUGCUUCAUUAAACAAUAGAAAAGUUAAUAAUCGUACAAAUCAAAUGCCCACACAAGAAACAGAAAAAAACGAACCGGUACAGGAUACAAAACGUGAAAUCUCUGACAUGGCCAUACAAACAAAUGAAAGUGAAAUUUUAAAUCAUACACUGAUAAUAGGGGACCUUAAAAUUGUGGCUCCUUCUAAAUUUGUAAGUGAUGAAAUCGACAAAUUGCGACGAGACAUGGAAACCAAAAAGCUUUUAAAGACUACACGCAAUUUUGAAGAGCACGCGCUACGAGAUGAACAGCAUUUAGACGAUUUAAUAGAAUUUCUAGAUAAAAGUUUUAUAACCCGAAGACCUCACAAGCUAACAGAUAAUAAUUUAGAUGAAGAUCGCAAACUUAUUGCCUCCAUGGAUGAAUUGCUGCAGCGUGAAAGACCUAAAACAGAAUCGAUUACCGAUAUUAGAAGCCGUAUUAAACAUAAAGAACAGGAGCUUUUAAGCUUAUUUGAUCAUUUCCAAAAGAAGACAGAGCUUUUUGCCAAAACUAAUGCUUGAAAAGGUUUUUAUGAAAAAAACUAGAAUAUUGUUGAUUUUUCUUGCUUUAAUGUUUGGUAUAAUUUUGAUUAUUUUUAAUGAAAUUACGUUUUAUUUAUUUAGAAUUUUAAAUUGAGUUUAAAAAAAUGUUUUAUUGGUAAAAAAUUAAUAAAAUCUUUGUUAAAAUUAUCA
Calliphora vicina (urban bluebottle blowfly) is the source of this 1123-nucleotide messenger RNA. RefSeq lists its product as uncharacterized. Bases 95 to 952 code for a protein of 285 amino acids. Lineage: Eukaryota; Metazoa; Arthropoda; Insecta; Diptera; Calliphoridae. The record is from RefSeq and is a predicted model, not a curated record. The transcript is spliced from 2 exons.